Molecule: messenger RNA, 3138 nt
Organism: Trichogramma pretiosum
Lineage: Eukaryota; Metazoa; Arthropoda; Insecta; Hymenoptera; Trichogrammatidae
Gene: Mitf
Product: transcription factor E3
Exons: 8
Coding region: 310-2454 (714 amino acids)
Biological process (GO): regulation of transcription by RNA polymerase II
Cellular component (GO): nucleus
Molecular function (GO): protein dimerization activity; DNA-binding transcription factor activity, RNA polymerase II-specific; RNA polymerase II cis-regulatory region sequence-specific DNA binding
Source: RefSeq, a predicted model, not a curated record
AUUUUAUAUUAGUAGCGUCGCGACGACGUCGAGAUCGUCUGAAUUCGAUGACAAUAAUAAUCAUCAUUAGAGUGAUGAAUUUCAGUUUAACGAUUGAUUUAGAGUAGCCGUUCGGAUGAUCGAUUUAUCGAUUGCAAGUUCGUUAUUAGCCAAUAUGCAGCGAGCGCGCGUGCAGUAAAGUGUUGAUAUAUUUUUCUUAUCGCUCAAAAGAGGAAAAAAUAACGCAUAAUUUUCAGGGCAGUUCAGUGAAAGUAAUGUGAAAAUUGUUUCGCGUGAUAAGACAUUACCACAGUAGAGAGAAAGUAGACGAUGAAUCAGACUCCAACCGAUGCGACUCAUCGUCAAAUCAUCGAAUUCGAAGAGUUGAUAUCGCGUUUCGAGCGUAUCAACGAUGGAACAUACAAUCAACCACAGCAACAGACAUUGAGUUUAGACAAAGGCCUGGACACUUUUAAUAAUGAGCAUUACGAUUUGAAUACAAGCCCGGCUUUAUCUUUGGAUUGCAAUAGACAAUUGCCAGUGCAGCAACUUUCGAAUUUGGCUAUACUCAAAAAUCUAGCGAGACUGUCAAGGUCGACCGCGGCUACUGCUGCUCCUACCACUACUGACUUCCUAGACCAGAAUAAUCAAGCCGGUAGUGGUGGUGCUACAAUUUCUGCCGCUGUUGGUCAACAGCCGGCAGAAUUGUUCGCCCAAAAAAUCAUUCCAGAGAAACAGUCAACACUGUCACAAGAGAAACCGGUGCGCGUAAAUAUUGGCAUUGAUGAAGAUUUACAAAUGAUCCUGGAAAUGGAUCCGUCUAUUGUGGACCGAGUACCACCGACGGCUGGUUCGAAUCAUAGCAAAAUGGCCAUGACAACGCCACGAGCAUCCACGCGACCACAAGGCUGCCCACCGACUUUUAAAACAGCCACGCCAACAUCGCGCACUCAGCUGAAGUUGCAGUUGAUGCGAGAACAGCAUCAGGAGCAGGAGAGACGCGAGGCUGAACUUCGACAGACGUUGGAACAACAGAGGCCUCAGGCCGCUCAACCGCGAUCUGUACCCCCAGCAAACACGCAAUUAUCCACCAUAGGUGUUGACGUGCCGCCGCAAGUACUGCAGGUUCGGACCCUUUUGGAAAAUCCGACCCGUUAUCACGUGGUCCAAAAACAGAAGAAUCAAGUUCGACAGUACUUACACGAGUCAUUCCGCGCUGCCGAUAUUAGCGGAAUAGAUACAAGUACAACUGGAACGACCAACAAUAGUACCGAUAACAGUAGCUGCGUAAGUUUAGACAGCAGCUUAGGGCUUGAUCAUCAUCAGCAGUUGAUAGUUCAAAGUGCUCCGCCACCUCCAGCUGGUUCUAUAAUUGCAAAUAUCCAUCAACAAUCGUCGUCUGUACCACCAGUUCGUCAACCUCACAAUCAACAUCAACAUCAACAUCAUCAUCAUCAUCACCAUCAUCUUCAUCAACAACAACAGCAUCAGCAACAGCAUCGGCAACAAACCGGGUCAACGCAUUAUUCGAUAUCAGAAGCUCUAAUUGGUACACCUGCGAUUCAUCAACAGGAACUACUUGGUUCAGAUCCCAAGUUGGGCGCCAUGUCUCCAAGUUUGAGCAGCGUGGCCACCAGCAAUUCCGAGCCUGAAGAUUUAUUGGACGACUUACUGUCGUUCGAGGCUAACGAGGUCCACUCCGGCAGUUUGAGUAACCUCACCGAUUUGACGAUCAAACCCGAACCUCUGCUUAUCACCGACGUUGACAUUACAGCACUUACCAAAGAUCGGCAAAAAAAAGACAAUCACAACAUGAUUGAACGAAGGCGAAGGUUCAACAUCAAUGACAGAAUCAAAGAACUCGGAACUCUUUUGCCUAAAACCAAUGAUCCAUUUUACGAGAUUGUCCGAGACGUAAGGCCAAACAAAGGAACAAUUCUCAAAUCCUCGGUGGAGUACAUAAAGCUGCUGAAGAGUGAGCUGUCGCGCGCGAAGGCGUCGGAAAACAAAAGCAAACAACUGGAGAUUCAAAAUCGACGCCUGAUGCUACGCGUGCAGGAGCUCGAGCUUCAAGCGAAGGCACACGGUAUACCAGUUACGGAUUACGGAUACACGCCAUCCGUGGUGUCGGUCAGCAACCUCAUCAAUUCAUCCUACAUGAGAGGCAGCAGCGCGAGCGACAUCAGGCAUCAGGAUCAUCAUCACCGUUGCCCAAGCAUCAACCGGUUGCCUGAUCUGAUAUCGGAAGAUGCCUCAACCCCCGAUUUAGGCAUAGGGGCGUUCGACGAACUUAUGGACGAGGAUCGCCAUGGACCAAUACACGGCACCGGUGAUCCAAUGUUGUCCUCGCCGCAUUUAGUAGCGCCACUCUCGCCACCCCAUUGCCAUCAUACGCUACUGACCGACGAGGAUACUCUGGGAAGCCUGACGCCAACGACCUCUAAUUCGUCAUCCGACAUGGAUAUCGUCGCGUAGCCAAGGUUGCUAGGAACCUUGCGCAAAUCGACAUUUGGUUCCCAUUUUGGACAAUAAAUGAGAGCUCAUGCUUCUUAUAGUGUACGAAACGUUUAAAAGAGUCCUACAUUAAUUUCAAGUACAGCCAAUUGUGUUUGUUUUUUGUAAGAAUUAUUAAUAGUAGUUGUAUGCAGUAUUUUUUUCGAGGAAACGAAAAAUAGUAACCCGAUACGAAAAACACCACCGCGUAGUUGUGAAUGACUCAUAUAAUUUGUUCUUGAAUGAAAAAAAUAAAAUCAAACCAACAGUGAAGCGCAUUUUCUUAACAUUUUUUUCUUUUUUUAAUUUAUAUCAUCAUCCAAGUAAAAUCUUGCAAGCUUCAAAUCUUUAGGUAUGUUCGUGUGUUUGAAAAUAUAAUACGCACUGCCAGCAAUGCUGACACGAGUAUUGAAUCAAUGAUUUUUUUCCAAGUGAAUUAAAAUUGCAAAUAGAAUUUGAGCGCGUUUGUUGAUAUUACUGCUCUUAUUGUUCAAGCUAUAUUCCUAUUUAAUUGUAAUAAGCGUAGUCUGUCAAUGUUAUUGAUAUUGUGUGGUUGAUGGAUUUUAAUUUGACUUUUGCUAAAUUUAUCCAGCAUCAAAAAUAUUUUCAAACUGGUAGGUAAAAGAAAAAAAUUGAUUAAUCAAAUAUGUUUAAAACAGCGCUUAC